Molecule: messenger RNA, 804 nt
Organism: Penicillium brasilianum
Lineage: Eukaryota; Fungi; Ascomycota; Eurotiomycetes; Eurotiales; Aspergillaceae
Source: the annotation of a GenBank genome assembly
CAACAAACCACCCACCUGCAAACCCAACCCUGUACCCAGCCAUAUUCGAGCUUGUUCAAGUCGGUCUUGAAUCAUCAUGGCUCCCAAACGAACUCGCGAUGGCGAGAGCAAAUCUUCCGAGUCACGGGCAGAUCCCGCUAUGAAGAAGCGCAAGGGCUUCAGUGUCGGCCCUGCAAACCUCCCCGAUGGCACGUAUCGGCGCAAGACACAAAAGAUCAAGUCCGACCUUAUCCAAAAGGCCAAAGUCAAGAAAGCCUACGCCAAGAUCAAAGCCCAGGAACUCGCCACCAACCACCCCAAACCAGUCUUCACCACCGCCGAAGAAGAAUCCGAAGACAAGCCCGAACCAGCUUCCUUGGAACUGCACCCCGAUCGGGUAGCAAUGAUGAACGAGCCCGAGCUGGCGCCCGAGCCUGCGCCGCGACCGGAGCGUCGCCCCCGCAAUAUGGACGGACAGCGAAGAGAGCGAAAACCGAAGCCAUCGGCAUUCUCCAGGGAGAUUGAGAUCGCAGAGCAGCGGAAACAGGCGGCGGAGGCGCGGCAACGGGAGCGGGAGGCUAGACAGAAGGAACGUGAUGCGAUGACUCGGGCGAAGCGGCCGGAUCAAUUUGGCAAGAGGCGGUUGGGGCGAGAGAGUAAUGCAUUGUUGAGUCGGGUGCAGCGGAUGGUUGGCCAGAACUGAGAAUAAAAUUGGCAGGACGGGAGAUGGAACAUCUUCUUGAGUGGAAAGAGGCCUACAUGGAAUGGCAAACUAAAAAGUUGUGAUACCCGAUUGUUACUUAUACCAUGUUCGAAAUUCAUGAA